This is a messenger RNA of Diversispora eburnea, 228 nucleotides long. The record is from the annotation of a GenBank genome assembly. NCBI's taxonomy places the organism in Eukaryota, Fungi, Glomeromycota, Glomeromycetes, Diversisporales, Diversisporaceae.
AUGGAAUACAAACCUAAAACAACUCGAGAUAAAAGGGAAUAUGAUGUGACUCCAGAUAAAAAUAUUACAAAUACAAUAAAAACAGAGAAACGUGUAGCAACAAAAAGAACAAAUGUUUUGAUGAAGGCCGUGGAAAAGAAAGAAAAAUUUGAAAGAUUAGAAGGUUCGGAUAAUGUUAAUGAUGAAAACGGAUUUACUAAAUUUUCUAACAGGGACAGGAAAAUCUAG